ACACGUGAAAAGCACAUGAUCAGUGAUCACAUGAGUGAUAAUUUAGUCAAUCCACUACUUUAAUCGUCCAGCGGAACGCCGGAAGAGACUACUGCAGAAAGAAUGAGACUGGUAAUUCUUGACGAAUAUGAUCUGGCAAGUGAAUGGGCUGCGAAAUACAUACGUAACCGUAUUAUCCAGUUUCAACCUGGACCACACAAAUAUUUUACUUUAGGACUGCCUACUGGAAGCACUCCUUUGGGCUGUUACAAAAAAUUAAUAGAAUACCAUAAAAGUGGUGAUUUGUCUUUUAAGUAUGUGAAGACCUUCAACAUGGAUGAAUAUGUGGGGUUACCAAGAGAUCACCCAGAAAGCUACCACUCAUACAUGUUCAACAAUUUUUUCAAACAUAUUGAUAUUGACCCUGCCAAUGCCCAUAUUCUUGAUGGAAAUGCACCAGAUCUUGAAGCAGAAUGUGAAGCAUUUGAAGAAAAAAUUAGUAAAGCAGGGGGUAUUGAUCUGUUUGUUGGUGGUAUUGGCCCUGACGGUCACAUUGCUUUCAAUGAGCCAGGCUCCAGUUUGGUUUCCAGAACAAGAGUCAAAACAUUGGCAAAGGAUACCAUUGUGGCUAAUGCUAGAUUCUUUGGUAAUGACUUAUCAAAGGUUCCAACAAUGGCACUUACAGUAGGUGUCGGAACAGUUAUGGAUGCCAGAGAGGUAAUGAUUCUGAUCACAGGAGCACAUAAAGCCUUUGCUUUGUACAAGGCAAUUGAAGACGGAGUGAAUCACAUGUGGACAGUUUCAGCAUUCCAACAACACCCUCGUACAAUUUUUGUCUGUGAUGAAGAUGCAACUUUAGAGCUGCGAGUAAAGACUGUGAAGUAUUUUAAAGGGUUAAUGCAUGUGCACAACAAGCUGGUGGAUCCAUUAUACUCAAUGAAAGACUUUGCAAACUGAUGACCAAAGACUUGUUGAAGUGAAAGUCGUAAGAGGCAUAAACAUAACACCGGGAUGACCAACACGUACGCUAAAAUGUUUCCACUGAGCACUCCUGACGUCAUUUCAUUGCCUCCUGCAGGACAGUCAGUCUGUGAAAAUGUAUCAAAAAGAAAACCCAAAUCCCUGUUUCAGACUUUAUGUAACGGGCACAUGGAUACCCCGCUGUGUGUCAUUUCAUGUGUCAUUCUUCAGACUUGAAAUAGUUUAUAUUCGAUGGCCAUUCUAUGUCACACUAAUUAUAUGCUGAAGACGUUUCACUUGUCCCAAAUUCAGUGCAGUUUUGCAGUCAAUAUUUCACAUUUACAUUUUGCACUUUACUUAAGUCAAGCACCAGUGCAGUUAUUUCUUCUACCUUAUAACACACACUCUGUCUUUUGUACUUUUUUAAAAUAAGUAUUUUAUAUUUAGGCUUAACCACUUAAUUUAAAAUCAUGGUAGCAAAUGCUUGGAAAACUUGUACUUAUUAUUAAAGCACAUUCAUAAAUUGCAUUUUAUAUUACUUAUUUUGGGUGUCUUAGUUUAAGUGUGAAUAGGUUAUGUAAUGAUUGUUUCCAGUCCCCUAUUUUUAUGAUUUAAAAAGCAAAGUUAAAAUCAAUUAUGUGCCAAAAUGUGUCGGUUGAUUUUUUUUUUUUUUUUCUUUUCUUUUCAUUCUGGCCUUUGUUGACCCAAUUCAAGUCAGCUGGUGGAACCUGGAAAGCAUACAUUGAUAUGUUAAUUAUAUAUUCCUGUAUCUUUAUUAAAGCAUUUAUCUAGUGUG
This is a messenger RNA of Polypterus senegalus (gray bichir), 1735 nucleotides long. RefSeq names its product glucosamine-6-phosphate deaminase 2 (gene gnpda2). NCBI's taxonomy places the organism in Eukaryota, Metazoa, Chordata, Cladistia, Polypteriformes, Polypteridae. Gene Ontology annotation, cellular component: cytoplasm. The record is from RefSeq and is a predicted model, not a curated record. The coding region runs from base 103 to 936 and encodes 277 amino acids. Gene Ontology annotation, biological process: N-acetylglucosamine catabolic process; D-glucosamine catabolic process; carbohydrate metabolic process. Gene Ontology annotation, molecular function: identical protein binding; glucosamine-6-phosphate deaminase activity. The transcript has 7 exons.